This is a messenger RNA of Drosophila gunungcola (fruit fly), 8292 nucleotides long. RefSeq lists its product as uncharacterized. The record is from RefSeq and is a predicted model, not a curated record. Lineage: Eukaryota; Metazoa; Arthropoda; Insecta; Diptera; Drosophilidae.
CCCGCGGCGAGAAGUAAACAAAAUAGCAACAGAGCGUUGCCCGCUGGAGGUUUGGGGUGGCUCAGGGGGUGGUUUCUCUCGCGGACUCUCGCUCUCUUUCGAGUGCCAGUGCACGAGUGUGGGUGUCUGCAUCCUUUGGCGGCAGGCUGGCAAUUGGGAAAACGGAAAAGCCGAAUCAGUCUACAGAAAACGCGUACGUGGUGCAGAAGUAGCCGCGGGUGGCUACCACAGCGUCGUUUUGGACUUGUCGGCAUGAUCAAAUAAGUGUAACGCCCUGUACAAGUUCUUAAUAUCAUCCAAAAUGGCUGCAUCCAUAUAUGCCACCCCACCGCCAGAUCUGAGCAGCGAGGACACUGCUCUCUCCGAUGUCUCCAACUCAUCGACACUCAACACAAACAGGAACAGCAACAGCAACAGCAACAACAACAACCACAACAGCCACACGACCAGCGGCAGCAACAGCAACGGCAACAGCAGCAAUCCACAUGAAGCCACAGGAGCAACACCCACAGCCACAUCCAGAACGGGAGCACAAGGAGGAGGAGUCACUUCACCCACGGCCCACAUGGUUAAGGCAAUGGAGCUGCAACUGGAGCCCAAGCCAGCGGGAAGCGGCACAAAUGAGGCGGACCAAUUGGAGGAGGGGCGCAAGGAUGCGCUGGAGGAGGAGGAGGAGGAGCAGGAGCAAGAACAGGAGGAGGAGCACGGCGAUGCCAACAUGGCCACAAUGGCGGCAGCCAUGCAGCUGCAGCUUCUGGAGGCCCUAAGCGAUGCGGCCAAGAAGCGGCGCAAGCAGCACAAUCCCAGUCGCUUGGAGGCCCUCAAUUUGAGUGGCGAGCCCACUGGUGAAGUGGCACUGGGCCAGAGGAGAGCCGACUCCUCCACCGUGGACUACGACGACAAGCUGUCCAAGAUGUUCCUACCAAAGUCCAUUGAGCAGCUGAAGGAGACCUUCGAAUUGCUGCAGCAGCAAACGCAAGAGACGGAUCAACGGCAACAGCACGAACCGGAAGCGGAAAUGGAAACGGAAACGGAAGCGCAAACGGGAGCCAUGCCAGACAUAUCAGAGCCGAGCAAGCAGCGCGAAAACCCCUAUCACACCUAUUGCAAGCAGUGCGGCGAGAGUUUCGAAACGGAGUUCAAGUUGAGUGUGCACAUGCUGCAGGAUCAUGGCGAUGAUAGAUCCGGUGAGCAGGAUCCCGCAGACUUCCUGGCCUCCAUCAAGGUGAAACUGGAGCGCGCCGAUGUUUCCAGUCCGCAGCAAGAGCAGCAGCAAAUGCAGCCGGACCUCAUGACCAACGGUCAUGGCAAGGAUAUGGAGCGCGAGCAGGAGCACUGGUUCCAGGCCAUGCAGUCGCAGCAUCAUCCGCACGGUCAUGGUCCCCAAAUGCCGCCGGCCUUUCCCUUUCCCCCGGAGGCAGCCUUGGGUCCAGCUGGCUAUCUGCCACUGCUUGGCAUGUCCGGAUUUCCCGGUGUGGAUGGGCUCAAUCGUCCGCCGCUGCGCAUCUUCAAUCCCGAGGCCUACUGCGAACUGUGCAACAAGGAGUUCUGCAACAAGUACUUCCUCAAGACGCACAAGGCCAACAAACAUGGCAUAUUCGAUCCCGUCGGCGAGUCGAGCACUUCGAACACUUCCAGUCACCACAACAAUAACAACAACAAUAUCACCAGUAGCAACAACAACAAUAGUGGUCAUCCCAAUCCCAGCAUGAGUUCCAUGAGUCAAAUGUUCCAGCUGCAGAGGGAGGCAGCUCAGGUGGCCAAACAGGAGUCCACACCAGCAGGUGGUGCAGCAUCCACUCCAGUGGCCUCGGUGCACUGUGACAUCUGUUCCAAGCGAUUCACCAAUAUCUUUGCCAUGCGUCGUCAUCGGGCCAAGCAGCAUGACACUCAGCCAGCCGGUGGUGCCCAGGACUCACCCACUUCGCAGACCGCCCAGCCGUCGCAAUCCCAUCGAGGCAGUCCCAAUGAGCCAUCGCAACUGCAGAUAAAGCAGGAAAUGUCCCAGGAAUCGGAGCCCAAGCCGUAUCAGUUGCCCGAGGGUUUCCGCGAGGACUUCACCCUGGAGCAGGAGGAGCUCAGCUUUGUGCCGCCACCGCGUAAGUUGCCGGUGCAUCUCCAGCAGCAGGCCAAGGAGGCCAACUAUAGUCCCGACAAGCUGCGUCGCCUGGGCGUCCACUUUCCCGACUUCUUCUGCGAGCUGUGCCACCGCGAGUACGCCAAUCGGUACUUCCUGCGCACCCACAAAUGGAAGCGCCACGGUCUGUUCGUGCCGCCCGAGGAGCUGGCACCGCAGCCGGCCGGAGCAGGCAAGGAGGAGGCCCAAUUGCCUAGUGCCUGGCCCUUUAUGCCCCUCAAUUUGAUGCUGGCCAAGGCAGCGGCUGCCAGCAUGGAUCAUCAGCAAGGGGAGGAGCGCGAGGCGCCGGAAGCUGCAGAACUGGAGUCGGAACAGCCCAGCAAGAGGAUCAAACUGGAACAGGAAGCAUCGCCAGCCGAGAGCUACGACGAGGACAAGCUAAAUGGUUCGGUGGUGGGCCUGCAGAAUCUCCAGAAACUGCAGUCCAUGCUGCAGCAAUUGAACGACAUAAAUGGCAAACGUCCACUGCCCUGUCAUCUUUGUGGCCAGGAGCAGGAGAACCAGUACGCCCUGAGGGCCCACCUCAUGACCGAGCACGCUGGCCAGAUGCAACUGCCCAUGCCCAUUCCGAUUCCCCUGCCGGAUCAGCAGGCCGCACAUCCCAUGGUCGGCUUCUACCAUGCCCAGGGCAAUCCGCAGACUCCGCCGGCUCCGGGAGCCAGAUCCCCGCCCGGUGGUGAGCUUCGCUGCCAGCAAUGCGAUCGGGAUUUCGCCACGCCCCAGGAAUUCAAGCAACAUAUCGCCGAGGUGCACAUGGGCAGGAAUGGCGCGUUGGGUGGCAGUCCCCUGCGCGAGGGUUUCUUCACGCCCGAACGCCCAGUGGCGCCGCCAGCGGGCGGAACCGGUGCUCCGGCUGUGCCGUCCGGCAAUCGUUCUGCCUACACGCUCACGCCCACCAGCAGCUACUGCGAGAUCUGCAACAAGGAGCUGUGCAACAAGUACUUCAUGAAGACGCACAUGCAGCGCAUGCACGGCAUCGAGAUCGAGAAUGGCGCCCAAAUCGGCGGAGUGGUGUGCAACAUUUGCAACAAGGAGCUCUGCAGCAAGUACUUCCUGCGGGUGCACAAACACAACACGCACGGCAUCAUCGAGGAGGGAUCCCCGCUGCCGCAGCCCAGGGGUCAGAACGGGGUCAAGAUCGAGGCAGCUGCCGCCGCAGCAGCAGCUGCUGCAGCAUCGCAGCCGGAUCAGCCCAUGAAUGUCUCACCGCCCACAGUGGAGGGCACUUCCGGCACAUCGUCAUCCGGCAGCAAUCACGAGGUGUGUCCACUCUGUGCGCGUCAGUUCCGCAGCUUCAAGUGGCUGCGAUCGCAUCUGAUGAACGAGCACGGAACCGCCGGAGUGGAGCGGCUGAGGGAAUUGGACACCAGCCAAUCCUCGGCGCGCAGCAAGCCCAACAGUCCCACGCUCAAGAUUCCCAACGGCAGUGGCAAUGGUAACCCAACUCCAGCGGGCUCCGGAGCUGGAAAUGCCGCUCCCAAUCUCGCCCAGGCCCUGCAGAACCUCAAUGCCCAGCACCUCUUCGGCCAGAUGCAACAGCAGCAGCAGAUGCCCAAGAUGCCGCCACUUCCGCUGCCGGGCAUGUUCGGCGAACCGGCGUCCAGGUUCAAGGAGUACCAGUGCUCACUGUGCCCCUUCACCACGCCCUACUACGCCUUUCUCUUCAUCCACGAGCGCUCCCACGCCCUGCUCAACAACGGCGGCGAGGCCAUGGAGUUGCCCCUGGAGACGCCGGCACCGCAACCCUCUCGUAAUCCGGCCAAGUCCCGCAGCAAAUCCAGCAAGGCAGUGGCCGCACCUUCUCCCAUCAAGUCCGAAGAACCGGAGCCUCCUCUGGAGCCCACCAACCUCAGCACCUCGGCACCCAAGGUGGCGGCCCAUUCCCAUUCUCCCGGCACAGGCACAGGAUCUCCAGCUCCAGCCAACAACUCCCCCAAGGCAACCAGCUCAGCUUCGCCCAAGAUUCAACGCCGUCGAUCCUCCUCGAAGCCUCCAACCACGCCCAAUGGAUUGGGCAGUGGCAGUGGAAACGGAAGUGGAAACGUAAGCGGAAACGGAAAUGGUGGCCUUCGAUCGGCGGCCACCUCACCCUUCGAGGCCUGCAAUCAGUUGGCCAACGGAAGCGGCAAGCCGGCCAGCUAUGCGCAGCCGGAUCGUGCCGAGGAAGCAUAUCAGAUGCAGGCCUUCCACCUGCAGCCCGCCGACGCCGACUCGGAGAUGCAGUUCGCCCCCGCCCUGGUCUACUUGCCCGUGCGGGUCCGGGCCUCGGAGUCGGCCACGCUCAGCUUCCGGCUAACACCAGCCUAGACAGGUGCCACAUGCAGCAGGUGAAGUGUGUUGCCAGCGUAAGUUCAAGCCAUAGAAACCAAAGCAACAAGGUUGGUGGUUUGGAACACUCUUUGAGCCUUUCGCAAUUGAAAUGUUUUUAUAGUGUUAAGUGCAAGAGUGUCCCAUACUUCGAACUAGCAAUCCUACCCCCCACACUAAAUAGUUAAGCAAACGAAGUUAGGAACAUGAACAAGACAAAAUAGUGGAACUACAAAAGACUGAGUGCGCAUAUUAGUUGAGCUCAUAAUUAAACUUAAAUAUACAAGAACCAUAAUAACGAUAACGACAACAACAAUCGAUCAAUAUCUAAUCCAAAUCCCCAAAAAGUUAACCAUGUCCAACAUGGCACUAAUCAGAUCUAUAGCCUAUAACACAACAAGAACAAGUCCGUUUCAGCUGGCAACACUCGGCUAACCAUCAAAAUAAGAUCUAUAUAUUUUGAUAGAGGCAUGACAAAGCAUAAAGCAUAACAUACAGCAACCUAUAACAUUUAUCUCUAGUGAUUAACUAUCAAAGUUCCUAUGCGUAAUAGUAAUUUAUCGUAAACGAGUUGGCAGAAAAAAAAAGAAGGAGAAAGGAGGGUGAGAAGAAUCCAAAUACGUACAUAGUGUAGGCGAAGGGGAGGCAAAAAGUUGGAAGAAUUAUAAUAUAUAUAUACCAAUUAGAAGGAAUAUAUAUCGUAGUAGCAGCAGCAUAAAAUCAAAAUUAUAAUUAUACAUUUCUCAUCUAGAUAUGGUCGUGCUUAGGUUAUAUGAACAAUGAUAUGCAAAAAGCUUCAGCACAAACAAAUUGCUCAAAAUCAAAAUCUUUUUAGCGAAGAUUACACUUUUAGGAUGUUCUGAACGAUGGCCCCUGGAAAUCUACACUUCCUUUGAUUAUCGUCCUCUAUAGAAAUCACUCUUAACCGUAUCUGAACCAAGUUAUAUCCAAGGAAAUGUCUUCACUAAAACACAAUUCCAGCGCACAACGUGUACAUAAAAAGUUGUUAAAGUUGACACUAUGAGAAGUUCAGAUUUUCGAUGGGGAGGAGGGGUCAAAUGAGGAGAAAACUAGCGCCAGAAGGUAAACAUUAAGAACAUUUAAACGACUCAGGGCAAAAGUACAAUGACCAUUAGUACUUUUUUAUACAAACAUAUUUAAAGAAACCAAACAAGCAUACGCAAGUAAAAUAUUACCAUAAUAAUAAAUUAAAUAUAUUAUGAAACGUUAAAAAAGAUAACAAAAAUGCUACCUCAGACGGACUUGAAAACAAUAAUUAAAAUAAAAUGAAUUUAUAACGAAAUUCUACGAAACCGUAUAAACCUAAAAUUGCAGCAAAAGCAACCCUUAAAGUUAAAAAACAUUUUUGUAGUAACUUUACCUCAAAACAGAAUUACAUUUUAUGGUUUAUUCAAAAUUCGUAUAUAUAUCCUAUUAUUAUUUAAUUAACCACUCUUAGUUUGAACAUUCCAAAGACCAGAACUAGUCUCAUAAACAACAAACAAAACAUUCUAGUCAAACAUAUAAUACUAAACAUAAAUUAAAAUAUUAUACCGAAGCCAAACAGAGUCGUCAACUCUUCAGAUUUGGCUGACGAAUUUCGCAGAUUAUUUUGUAGUGUUUAAGGAAUUUGUUCUUCUGCGAGAAGAGUGGCCCAAGAUGAGUUGAUGGCUCACAGAUUAAAAUGGAUCGGCGAAGACUAUUUGCUAUAUUCGAAAUUUCCUUUUUUUAAAAACGUGUGUUUUUUAAAAUGCUGCGUGCCUUUUAGCAAAUAUUUCGUCGAGUCCACAACAGCAACAAUUUGAACUUCAAAAUCGAAAUUAAAUUUUUAUAUAUAGCUACAAAUAUAGAUCGUAAUUUUAUUUUAUAUUCACCAUAUUCCUUAGUUCUUAUAUCUUACUUUAAAUAUGUAAUAUGUAUUAAAUAAAUGUCAUGCAAUUUGUAUUUGUUAAACUUGAGUUUCUUUUAUUAUUUUGAUGUUGAUUUCCGAUAUCCCAAUUACAAGCCACCGCAUGCUAUAUUUUUUUACCAGUGGAUUGAAGUGUGCCAGACUCGAGUCCAAGGUCUUAAAAAAUCAGUAUCUUGAACUUAUUGACUGUGAAGUUGUCGCCGAUAGGGGAAGACCUUUUUCUUUGUUUUGGUUUUUUGAAAAACGUUCCCAUAGGGGACCUUCAUUUUUCGGGGUGUUAUAUGCUGGUCCAACGCCUUGGCCGCUUCAAUUAUUAAAUUGCCAUUUGAUUCAAUUUGUCAACAAUAGCUUGAGAGCAUAUCUGCGACUUGUUUAAUCAUUUUAAAAAACUCACAAGCAGCUGGUUUUCUUUUUUUUCCUCUCUUAAAUACAACCAGAAACAGCACCCUCAUAAAAAGAAAAAAAAAUACAUAAUAAGUGAAACUGUUUCCGGUUUUGGGUCAGGCCUUGACCAACCCUCUGAUUAGUAUGUUUGCAUUAAAAAAUACAUCUGUAUGAAUGGCUAUACUCCGCUGGAGAAAAAAAAAACAGAGAAACUACGAUAACAAAAACCCAGCAUGGGGAUGUGAGGGUCAAGUUGGAGGGUCAGGUCAGCAGCUGCAGUUGUUUGAAGUUCUAAAAAAAAGUUCCUAAGCCGGAAUCAGAAUCGAUAUUGCCAUGGCUAUUGAUUAAAUGCAGCCACCCUCUGAGUUCGGAAUCUCGCCCGUUUUGGCAGUUAAUUAUUUGUCACGUGUCCAUGCAAAUUUCAUCUCAUUGAUUACGGCCAGAUAUUCGAUACUUUUCCGGCUGCCGGCGCAGCAAUUAAAGAUUGACUUGAGCAACAACCCCCAGGUUGACCAAGGGAUGGUAGGCAAAUUCAUAAAUAUUACUCCCGAGUUUUCCCGAAUUUUCCUGAAUUUUUUUCUAUUGAAUUUUUAUGGCAAUUUAGGAAAAUCCGCUGCCAGCAAUUUUUAAGGGCGCAAUCAAUUGACCAAAUGGUGUGCUACCCCAUGGUGCAUUUGCAUCGAUUUAAGGGUGUUCCCCGCUAUUUGCAUGUUUAAAAGUGAACUGGAAAAAUUGCAACUUAUAUAAAAAUAAAAUGAAAAGAAAAUAUUGCAAUUGCCAAGGGUGAUUUGGCAGCAACCCCAUGCAAAUUCUUUAUUUCCUUAUGGGCUCGGGUUUUUGGCAAUGGUUUAACAUUAUUUUUAUUUCCUUACAUUUUGGCAUGACUGCAACCCCCCUCUCAGAAGAGCGCACAAAUCAAAAAUGAUGAAAACAUGUUUUUUAAAUCUAAUGCUAAAUAAAUUUUACAACACAAAACCCAAAAACAACUUGCAAAGUACCUUGAGCAUAAAUCAAAAUUUUGUAUGACCUUCGGUAGGGUCUAUAUGCAAAAACCACAAGAAAAUCAAAGAUACAAUUUUACUAGCGCUAAGCAAAAAAAAAAACAAAUGAUUACACUCUUAAUAAAUAUUUUAGUUGUAGGCUUAAGUCAGAGCAACAAAAUGCAUAAAGAAAUUAUUAAUUUAAUUGAUGUUGAAGAUGGAAAAUGAGGAGAAAAAGAAGAGAAAAGCAACACAAAAGACGUGAGAGCGCAAAUCAAAAGCCACGAGCAAAAAAUCAAAACAAAAUUAAAUUUAAAUUUAAUAUAAAACAAAAAUCCAACAAAUUAACAUUUAUUUAGCAAUUGGCAAAUGUAUGAGAUAUAUACACUUAUAUAUCGGUAUAUAUAUAUAUUACAUAUACUUAAACAAUUUUACUUUGUUAUUAUGUAAAACUAUGUGUGAGAAAAAUCAAAAGAAACCAAGGAAAACUUGGACAAAAUUAUUAUAUGUAAAAUGUGAAAGAGCAAAGAAUCAAAAACGGUCGAAGAACCAACAUUUUUCAUUUCAUUGUAAGU